UCCAUACGGCUUCCCUUCAAAUUCAACUUUCCCACACACACCACAAAUGGUUCCUCCCCAUCGACCCUUUCACCUUCCCUUCACUACAGUCGUCGUCGUCGUCUUCCUCCUCUUCCCAGCCGCCACACCAGACCUCGACGCCGACAGGGCUGCCCUUCUCAGCCUCCGGGAAGCCGUUGGCGGCGAAACCCGCCUAUGGGACCCGGCCCGAUCCGAUCCGUGUUCCUGGCGGGGCAUCCUUUGCGCCGACGGUCGCGUGACCGAAGUACGCCUCCCCGGCGAUGGCCUGGCCGGCGACCUCCCGCCUAACACCCUCGGAAACCUCACCCACCUACGCAGGCUCAGCCUCCGCCGGAAUUCCCUCUCCGGCCAACUCCCGCCCGAUUUAGGCUCCUGCCUUCAGUUACGCGUUCUUAAUUUGCAGACCAAUCGAUUUUCCGGUGAGCUCCCGACCUUCUUAUUCCGCUUGAGCAGACUUGUUAGCCUUGACCUCGCCGGAAACAGCUUCUCCGCUGAGAUUCCGUCGGAGUUUAACAAUCUUCCUCGGUUGAAAACUCUUAAUUUAGCAAGGAACCGACUCACUGGAUCAAUUCCGGAUCUUCCCCCGUUACAGAACUUCAAUGUUUCGCACAAUGGCCUGAAUGGUUCUAUCCCCAGAAGCCUUCAGAACUUCCCCGCAGACGCCUUCAUUGGAAACCCACUCUGUGGAUUUCCCCUCCAAUCUUGCCCCGGCGGCGGAAACAAGCUUUCCGGGUUCGCCAUCGCCGGAAUUGCGACCGGCUCGGUGGUCUCUGUUCUUGUAAUUGCUCUAAUUCUGUGUCUAAAAAUGAGAAAUGGGAAGGCGGUGUCGGCGGCAAUAAAUCAAUCGGAAGCUGAAAUUCGGAUGGAGAACAGGGCUAACGCAGGCAGAGAAAACGGCGGUUCCGGUGAGCGGCGGGGGACGGUGUGCGCCGCGGGACGUGGCGAGGAUAAAGAGUUGAAGUUUCUAGGAGAUAGCGGAGGGGCAUUUGGUAUUGAGGAAUUGUUGAAGAGUUCGGCAGAGCUUUUGGGGAGGGGAACAUAUGGGACGAGUUAUAAGGUGGAAUUAGAGGGAAGGGGAGAGGUGGCCGUGAAGAGGUUGAGAAAUGUGUGUGUUCCAGAGAGGGAAUUCAAAGAGAGGGUGGAGGAGUUGGGAAAUAUGGUUCAUGUGAAUUUGUUGCCCGUCAGAGCAUACUUUUAUGGUAAGGGUGAGCAGCUUUUUGUCAGUGAUUUCGCCCCUAUGGGAAGCCUCUCUGCACUUCUGCAUGGAACGGCAAAAGCAGAGAGGGUUCACCUGAGCUGGGAAGUAAGGAGCAGCAUAGCAACAGGGACAGCCAAGGGCAUUGAACAUCUGCACGCGCAAGGCUUGUCCCACGGCAACGUCAAGUCAUCCAACGUUCUACUCAUCGAGUGCGACGGCGCCCGUCUCUCCGACUACGCUAUAUCCCAACUGGCCUCCCCCGACGACUCUCGUCCCCGCUGCCUCGCCUACCGUGCUCCAGAGCUCAUCAACGGAGCUCUCGGAGUUCCCCUGCAGAAAGCCGAUGUUUACAGCUUCGGCGUCCUGCUUUUCGAACUGCUGACGGGGAAGACGCCGGCCGAGGGAGGAGAUGGCCCGGGGAAAUUGGUGGAGUCUGUGGGCGAACAGGAGUGGGGCGUGGGUGUCUUGGACCCUGAGCUUCAUGGGGACCGGUGGGACUGUGAGGAGCAGAUGGUUAUGCUUCUGCGGCUCGCAGUGUGUUGUACUUCUUGGGAUCCCGAGAGGCGGCCGUCGAUGAGUGAGGUGAGGAGGCAGCUUGAGAUUAUAUUUCAAUCUGAGCAAUGAGCAUUAUUAGCAGUCUUGGUUUUCAGUUAAGUAGUUACACAGCAGCAGCAGCUUACCAGAUUAGUAGUUCUGGACUUCAGUUCCUUACACAGCAGCAGCAUAUCAGUUACAGAUAAUAUUUCGAUUAUAUAUUAUAUUCUUCAGUUGUAAAAAUUUGUUAAUAUAAUGUGUAUAAAAGGCAUUGUGCAAGUAUUUUGACAGAUGAAUAAAAUGAUAUAUUUUAUUCGUUUUAA
This is a messenger RNA of Malania oleifera, 2076 nucleotides long. RefSeq names its product probable inactive receptor kinase At1g48480. Gene Ontology annotation, molecular function: ATP binding; protein kinase activity; protein binding. Bases 47 to 1843 code for a protein of 598 amino acids. The record is from RefSeq and is a predicted model, not a curated record. The transcript has 2 exons. Lineage: Eukaryota; Viridiplantae; Streptophyta; Magnoliopsida; Santalales; Ximeniaceae. Gene Ontology annotation, biological process: protein phosphorylation.